This is a messenger RNA of Closterium sp. NIES-67, 1649 nucleotides long. Lineage: Eukaryota; Viridiplantae; Streptophyta; Zygnematophyceae; Desmidiales; Closteriaceae. The record is from the annotation of a GenBank genome assembly.
AUACAAGCGAAAAGUUGCGGAGUGGAGCUCGCGCACUAGAUCGGCGAGUCAUGAGUAGAGAGGUGAGUCCCGAGCGGCAUCACCUGCGGUCUGGCCGUAGUUAUCCGGCUAGAUAUGUGGAUGAGGAUCGUAAUUCCCCGUUACAUCCCGAGUAUCAGGCGGCAGCGCGCGAGCUACAAGGCCUCGAAGGUCAGGCGUUGCCGACGAGGAGCCAUCAUUGAAUAAUUACAUCAUGCUGGUGGACGAGAUUCGAUACUGCUGGGACCGAGAGGGUCUAGAUCCGAUCGAGUUCUUUCGGAAUCUGGGGAAGACCUUGAGAGGGGAGGCGCAGACGCACUACCGAGUGGAGCGAGCACGACCGCUGCGGCUAUGUGAAAGGGGAGACUUUCCUCCGAGCAAGAUCACGCAGCAGUACUUCGAGAUCCUGAGUGUGCAGUUCCCUGGUGAUUCAGCUGAGUGGACGGCGGAGUUUAAUGACUUCAUUGAGGGCGGGGCGAAUCGCUCUUAGUGUAUUACAAUCGUCUGGUGGAAUUAGCAGAGGAUAUGAACUGCAUGGAGGAUCGGCUUAUGGUGGCAAAAUCUAUGGGAGGAUUAGAGGAGGAGCUGGUGAACGAGAUGAGGAGUGCCCUGUACCCGAUUCGCACGAAGGCAAUGAUGCGGCAGGUGUAUCAGAUCGCGAAGGAGGCAGAGCAAGGAUGGCAAUUUGUCGAUUCUCUAAGGGGAGUGCAGCGGCAGCCAGAUCGAAGAAGAGCGGCAUGGGCAGCCACUGAGGGUCGGCGGUACGACGAAGAGCAGAGGGAGUGGAACACCGAGGAGCGGCGCUGCCACAAGUGUGGAGAAGUCGGGCACAUAAGGCGAGACUGUGCGGCCGGAAUUACAUGUGACGUCUGCAGUCAGUUGGGGCAUUUCAGGCGUAACUGUCCCAGAGCGCCAACGUGCGGGGAAUGCGGAAAGAAAGGGCACACCGUUCAGCAGUGCUACCUGAGGAGCAUCUCAGGAAGGGGAAGGACUACUGGGGAACAGGAACUAGAGCUGGAGCUGAAGAAGCUUAGGGCGCAGCUAGGAAAGGCAGAGAUCAGUAAAGACCCUGAGAAAGCAAUGCUGGCAUGGGAGGAAGAUGAGGAAGACGAGGACAGCCAGAGUGAGUUCGCCUUAAUGGCGACGGCGCCCCGAGAUCGGAGAGAGUUAGGAUUGUGAAGCGGAGGAGUAGAUGGUAGACAGGAGGUGGCAGCCCCAAGACCGAGAAGACAAGAAGUCAGGGCAGAUGCAGAGGCAGACAAUCAAGCAAGGCGACACCCAGAAGAACGACUGGUGUGUCACAAGACGGCUUUGGUGGCUGUGCCAGGCAUCAUAGCGGUGCAGGGAGUCGGCGUUGAAAACGCGGUGAUCGACACCGGCGCCCCAAGUGUACUGAUGGGGCGGCAAUUGGCGGAAAGGCUGAAAGAAGUGGGACAGGUAAACGUGAUAAAGAAAGGCAUGUUAAUCAUGACAGCUGAGGGAGGCCCUCCCAAGUGGAUACCGAGCACCAAAGAGCCGCUUGAGAUCACCCUGCUGCCCGGGCAAGAACAGGAAACGCGGAUUCGGGUGCAGUGCGGAAUAACUGUCAGAAGACUAUGACCUGCUGGUGGCCAUGGAGCUGAUUUACAAAG